Messenger RNA from Protobothrops mucrosquamatus (brown spotted pit viper), 8094 nucleotides. It is a transcript of the gene MAP1A, whose product is annotated as microtubule associated protein 1A. The record is from RefSeq and is a predicted model, not a curated record. The transcript has 3 exons. Gene Ontology annotation, cellular component: microtubule associated complex; dendrite; synapse. The coding region runs from base 1 to 8094 and encodes 2697 amino acids. Gene Ontology annotation, molecular function: actin binding; microtubule binding. NCBI's taxonomy places the organism in Eukaryota, Metazoa, Chordata, Lepidosauria, Squamata, Viperidae. Gene Ontology annotation, biological process: axonogenesis; dendrite development; microtubule cytoskeleton organization.
AUGGAUGGGAUAUCUGAAUUUGCUGAAUAUGUCUCUGAGACAGUGGAUGUCCCAUCGCCCUUUGAUCUCCUGGAACCCCCAACCUCAGGGGGUUUUCUAAAGCUCUCCAAGCCCUGCUGCUACAUAUUCCCAGGAGGAAGGGGGGACUCGGCUCUCUUCGCUGUCAACGGGUUCAACAUUCUGGUUGAUGGUGGCUCAGACAGGAAGUCCUGUUUCUGGAAGCUGGUCAGACAUCUGGAUAGGAUUGACUCAAUUCUGCUGACCCACAUCGGGGCUGACAAUCUCCCAGGCAUUAAUGGACUCUUGCAGAGGAAGAUCGCUGAGCAGGAAGAAGAGCAGUCCCAGGGCUCCACUAACUACAGUGACUGGAUAAAGAACCUUCUGUCUCCAGAGCUCGGGGUGGUUUUCUUCAAUGUUCCUGAGAAGCUCAGAAUGCCAGAGUCCUCCAUGAAAGUCAAAAGAAGCAUCGCAGAAGCCAGCCUGACCCUCCAGUACCUCAACAGGCUAAGCAUUAAGCCGGAGCCUCUCUACAGAGUGGUCACCAAUAUUGUUGAGCCAAUCACUCUGUUCCACAAAAUGGGCGUUGGGAAAUUGGACAUGUACAUCUUGAACCCCGUCAAAGAGAGCAAGGAGAUGCAGUUUCUCAUGCAAAAGUGGACUGGGAACAGUAAAGCCAAGACAGGCAUUAUCCUUAGUAAUGGGAAAGAAGGGGAGAUUUCGGUCCCCUAUCUAACAUCCAUCACGGCCCUUGUCGUGUGGCUUCCCGCAGGACCAACAGAAAAAAUUGUACGAGUUUUGUUUCCAGGAAAUGCACCCCAAAAUAAGAUUUUGGAAGGUCUUGAGAAACUCAAGCAUCUUGAUUUUCUGAAGUAUCCUGUAGCUACCCAGAAGGACGUGGCUUCUGGCACACCCUCCUCUGUGCUUAAACAGUCCAAGAUUAAACAACGGACAGACAGUAAAGAGAGCCUCAAGCUAUCGCUUAAGCCUCCUACCACAAAGGUAGUUGCUGAAGAGGGCUCUAAAGAGAUGAAGAUGGAGACAGUAAAAGAGGCCAAAACUGAGAAAAAAGGGAAAGAGCAUUCUGAAAUGCUUCAAGAGAAGCUGGUUAAAACAGAAAAAAUAAAAAUGGACUCCAGCGAUGCCCUUAAAGCUGAGAAAAGAAAACUGGCCAAAGACAAAGUUGGCAAAAAACAUCUCAAAGAGAAAGUUUCCAAACUGGAAGAAAAGAGAGACAAAGAAAAGAAAGAUGUUAAAAAGGAGAAGAGGGAGAUUAAAAAAGAUGAUGGAAAGAAAGAAGAAAGGAAAGAUUCCAGGAAAGAUGAAAAAAAGAAAGAAGCUAAACCAGAGUUGAAAAAAUUUUCUAAGCCAGACUUGAAGGCCUUUACCCCUGAAGUAAGGAAAACUUUAUACAAGGCAAAAGUUCCCAGUAGAAUAAAAACUGACAAAGUUCGUACCAAAACUGAAAAGUGUGCCACUGGAGAACAGAAGUCUCCAACUGUGCCAAAGAAGCAGGACCGGCCUCAAGACCCACCAAUUAUGGCUGAGGAGAGGCUUGUGAUAUCUUCACCAGAGGACCUGACCAAGGAUUUUGAGGAGCUGAGCUCUGAAGAGCAAAACGAGUCUCAUCCUGCAUCCGCUGCUUUAGUAGCAGAGGCCGUCUCCAAGGGUGCAGAAAGACAGGAUCCCUGCGACCUGGCUGUUGAAAAGGGGGUGCUGGUAUCCAAAGGGACCAGUAGUUCAGGAUUUCUUUUUCGGGCCAUGCCGGAGGAGGACAUGGCUUCCCCCAAAGGUGAGGUGAUGGAAGCAGGGAAGCCAUCUGAAAAACCUGAUGAGAAAGCAGCCUUGGCAGAGCCUCAUGGGCAAGAACUGGAUGAGAACGUCAGAAGGAGCGUCGGAGAACUUCCAGCAAAAGGGAAAGAUCAGAUACCAUCACCCAGGGAAGAAAGAAAUGCUGCUUUGGGAAGGGAUUGGGCGUCCCCGAGAGAAGACACAAGCUCAAAAGAGGAAGAUUUGUUUAAAAAGGCAGAGCUGGGAGGGACAUUAGAAGAAGACGCCAAGACAAAAGGCCAAGAGUUAGCAAAGAAGGAGCUUUGUCGAGUCCAGCCACCGCAAGGCCCACCUUUGCUUUCUGAUGGGAAAGGAAAAGAACACAAGGCAGAACGAGUGAACGCCAGCAAAGUACCUGGGAAGCUGCCAGGGAUAAGGGAAGGGGAGGACUCCUCUCACCUGGGAAGCAUCCCUUUCCCAUCAGGAGAACACAUCUCCUACAUCCAAGAUGAAACCAUCCCUGGCUACUCAGAGACAGAGCAGACCAUUUCGGAUGAGGAGAUCCACGAUGAGCCAGAGGAGAAGAUGGCACACUUCAAGCCAGACAUUGGCAGCUAUGACAUUGCAGGACCAGGUCAGAUAGACACCUUCGAAACGGCUCAUGGGAUCCAGACUCUCACAGCGCCUGAAGUGGCCAAAGGGUACGCUGGACAGGAACCCGAAAUCCUUGCCUACCCUACAAACCUCGUGGCAGCCCCCUUGGCCGAAGAGGAGCAUGUCUCCUCAGCAACAUCCAUCACAGAAUGUGACAAACUUUCCUCCUUUGCCACUUCUGUUGCUGAAGACCAGUCGGUCGCAUCCCUCACAGCUCCACAGACAGAGGAAACGGGCAGAAGUUCCUUCCUGUUGGAUACAGUGAACAGCAUACCUUCCUCUCGAACAGAGGUCACCCAAGGCCUAGAUUACGUGCCUUCUGCUGGCACGAUUUCUCCCACGUCUUCCCUAGAAGAAGACAAAGGCUUUAAGUCUCCUCCUCCAGAAGACUUCCAUAGUCAAACGGAAAGCGAGAAGAAACUUGAGGCCUGCAAGAAAGUUUUACAGCAGCAGCAGCAAGAAAUUCCACACUUUGAGAGGCCUUGGCAAGCAGAAGAACAUUACAGUGCCCUAGUGUUUGCACAGCAAGGGCCCCUGGGAGAUAGUCCAAGUGAAAGAUCCAUGGAAGGACCUCAAAAAACCACCCUGCUUUUGAGUGAAGCAAAUGCACACUUGCUGCAGGUACAACAAGGCACAGGCGAUGCUGAAGAUCGCUGCAUAAGCCCUGAUGACAGCACAGUCAAGAUGGCAUCUCCCACCCAAUCAGGCCCCACUAGUGCAGGGCACACACCUUUUCAUCAAUCCCCUAUAGAGGAAAAAUUGGACACCGCAGAAGCAGAGAUGUUUGAAAAGGCAGCAAAGUCUCCUGUAAUGGGGAUUGAAAUAGAAGGACCCGACAGAGCAAUGAAUGUAUCCAGAACAUUUGAAGGUGAGGGGGAGCAUCAUGAAAUCAAGAAGACAUGCCUUCAUGACGUGCCUGGCCUGGAAGCAGCAGCCAUCCCGCACGCAGGAUUUUUAUCUGCACUGGAUGAAGACAGGAACCAGAAUUUGGAGAAAGAGGAGCUAGCAAUAAGCUUCUACCACAAGCAAGAAACUAUUGAUAUUUCUGACCUGGAUCUUCCCACUAAAGAUAACCUUCUAGAGACCUUAAAAGAUGCUUCAUCUAAGAAUGUCGACACUGCUGAGGAAGCAUCCCAUGAACCUGUCGUUAGGUCUGAGAUUGAGGAGUUCUCUGCUUCAGAAAUACCUCCGCCAAAAGGAUGGGAAGCAAUUUCAGACAUAUCUAGAGAUGAAAAAUCUUCACAAAUCAUUAAUUUACCAGGAGAAGAAAAAGCAUCUUCUUUUACUGACGAAAUUCCUGGGAAGACAUCAUGUUCUGAUAAUUUCAUCACUGAAAUAUCUCAAGAGAGCUUGCAUUUGACAGAAACUGGCUUAGAGCAAAAAGAGUCUGCUUCUCCAGAAGAUACUAAGCUUGUUCUGAGUCUUCAUGAAGAAACCCCUUCCUAUAUAUUCAAAGAAGAAGUUUCUCCAAGAGAUACUACACUUCUGCUUACAAAAGAGAGCCCUGUUAAAGAGGCAUCACUGGGCAUGCUUGUGGAACAUCUGUCUCCUAAAACUAAGCACCAAGCUUCUCCAGAAGGGAGCCCAAGUACAGAUGAAAGAUCAGAAACUGAUGUCAAAGAGGAUCCAUGCAUUGCCUCUUUAAACUUUCAGCAAAAUCCAUUUCUAGAUGCCACUAUAAUAAAGACUUCAGCAGACCCUUUUCUGGAAAAUGAAAGAUCAGCUUCCUUAACAGAAAAACAAACUCACGAGGAACUACCUCCCAAACAAACAUCUCCAGACCCAAAGUCUUCAGGCUUCACAUCAGAGAGCCCAGGUUUAGAUGCCUUGGAAUUUUCAUCUGGAGAGAAAGAACCUUGUCAAUUUCUGGGAAAGAAAGAGAAGACAAAUGAACUAUCUCCAAAAAUAGAAAAUUCUUAUCUGAGAGAAAUAGAUUAUGAGAAGAAAGUGUGGUUUCCAGAGGGAAUGAAGGAAGUACCAUGCAAAGAACCACAACUGAAAUAUGACAAAGAAAAGGGAGAGUCUACAUUUUUGGAUGAUGAGGUAGACAUGUCUGCGAAGAAGGAAGAAAACAUCCACUUCGUGGAGAUUAAAGAUAUUCCCAAACAGGGUGGUUUGGAUACUGAACAUGGCUCCAUUCAGGAAGCCGCUGCCGAUGAGAAGGGCGGCUUUUUAGUUGUUGAUGACAAAUCUGUGUUGAAAGAAAAGCCAGCUCCCCAAGCAGAUCCUAAUCAAGGUGUUUUGAAUUCAGAGAAAGCUGAACUUUGUAGCUUUGAAAAUAGUCAGUCUUUUGAACUUGAAAGUGAGCCAAAACCAAGUCUGGAAUGGGCUUUUGUGUCCUUUCCACCCCAGGCCACGAUGCCCACUUCAGUGGAAGGAAAAGAAGAACCUCUCCCUGAAUCUAAUCAAGUAACGGAGAAAGUGACCCCACAACUGUCUUUUGACCCCAUGAGUGAAGCUGUGAAGAUCCAGGAGGGAAACCAAAAUGCUGAUGAGAAAUCAUCUGAGCAUCUUUAUGAUCACCCAGAUGGAAAUGGAAAGCAGCCAAGAACUUCUGCAGCUCUUCUGAACGUAGAUGUGGGGUCACAGGAGAACAGACAGUUUUAUCCUGACCAAGAUGGCGGAGGAAGCAGGGACCUUGACAUCCCUUCACAAGAUGCACAUUCUUUUGGCCAAAGCAAGUGCUCUGAGUGGCCAGGCGCUCUGGACCCCUCCGGUCCUUUGGAGUCACACGAUUCCAAAGCGAAGUUGGGUGAGAAAAGGCAAGAGAAUGAAGAGAGGGAAUCAACCCCCUACCCUCAUGAAAGAACUUUCCAGUAUGCUGAUGUCUAUGGGAGUAUGGCGAUGUCUGAUGUUGGCCACCCUGGAAAGGAUGCCGUGGCCAAGAGUCCUCAAGCAUUGAGACCUCAGAAGGAGGAAUUCCUCUACCCCAUUUCCUCCAAAGAAGAAGAUUCUUACCUCUCCACUCCUACUGAGAAAGAACUCUCAUCCCCAUGUUCGCCAAAGGUUACGAUGGGGCAUUCCUUUCAAUACGCGGAGGUUAUCGAGCAGUGUUUGCAGGAUCCAUGUUCCAUGACAUCCACAGACACACAAUCUAAGGAAAGCCCACCAGAAAGCCCAAUGAGCCUCCAGCCUGCCUCCUCUUUGGGAGAUACGACCUUCAGGGACAUGUUUAAUCAGAAAGAUCUCAUCAUCCCCUCUGAAACGAUGAGCCCUUCAGAUAGAAAACUCAGCCAGGUCCAGGAGUUUCCUUCUUCAGCAGGUUUCCAUCCCAAGGACAUUUAUUACGAGAAAGCUGAAAGAGAAGACAGCGCUAGUGACUCCGAGCUAGAGAAAGGUGCCAAGGAGAGGUCAGAAAAAGAACCAGAGUAUUCAACAGUGAAGCGAAAGGAACUCUGUACUGUCUCAGAGAAGGACAACAUCUCUGUCCCAGGGCAAGAGGUCUAUGAUGGGUCAUUGGGAGAGGGAAGUCACUCCAAGAAAACAGCCAGUGACAGCCUUGCGGAUCCCAGCAGACAGGAAGGGGGCUCAAAUGUGCCCCAGGUGGCCACUGAGCAACACUCCCAGGAGGAAAAGCAAAAGGACCUCUCGGAAAAAGCCUGUGAUGAUGUUGACCCCAAAAGCUUUUUACUUGCAGCCUCUGCUAAAGACAAGGACUCCCCAAAGGGACCCGUCCUCCUGCCUAAAGGGCUCGAUUGUUCUUCCUCCGGAUUUGAACUUUCUUGCCUGGAAAAGCAUGAGCCCUCCAUUUUGUUCAGACACGAAGCCCAUUUCUCCUCACACUUGGAGCAUAAAUCUCUCACCUUAAGCACGCCUGAACCUGCAAGAAAGGGUCAAGAAGAUGAAUACUUAGAGGUAUCAAAAAAAGGGGAUUCCCCCUUUGUAGAGCUAUAUGAAGAAGAAGAAGAAGAAGAAGAAGAAGGAAAGCUCCCUUUGUGGACAUCCCCAGAUUAUCUGAUCCACAAGGGAUCAUCCAGCAUCCCUGAGGAAACUUUCUCGGGGACCUCUCUCUCUGCGGGGCACCCAACAGGCGGCAGCCCCCUCCCUAGCCUCCAGUACAUCUCAGGGGCCAGGGCUGCAGAGACAGGGGCUCAGAGCCCACACAUCCUCUCUCAGCUGCUUUCAGAAGAGGCCGCUCUAGAUGCAGUAGAGGAUGUAGCCUCUGCCGGCACAAAGGCCGUGCAGCCCUCGGAAUCCACUUGCGCAGUCGGCUGUCGGCCACAGCCAGCAAGCCCCCAAGAAUGGCCAGCAGCAACCGCUCCCCUCCCUAAUGUCCUGGCUGGUUCUCCUCGUGGUCAGCAAGAGGCAGGAGCCACCGCUAAUGGCCCCACAGAAGUCAAUCCACUCACUUUUUAUGAUUCAUCAUCACCCAUUUCAGAACAAUCCAGGCGGGCGGGGGAGGGGCAGGAGGAGGUUUGUGAAAGGCAGAGCCGUCCCCUGUCCCUGGUGAGCCCUUCCCAAGAGGACUUCCCAAGUACACGGUUGAGCAGCCAAACGGAGGAGCACGGAGGCACUUGCCAAGCAGUGGAGCCGUGCUUCACAGCCAUAUCUCACUGUGGGCAGAAAUCGUACGAGCGUAAGCCAAGAAAGGGCGAAUUAUCUCCAUCAUUCAUCAAUCCAAGUCCUCACGAUUCAUCAGAAGACAGUGAAUUUUCACAGGUCAAAGGCCCCGUUUCAGUCAAAGGAAAGCCACAUUCAGUUCCUGGUGGCCACAGAGCAGCUACUUCUGCUGUGGAAGAAACUCCUCCCACCUCUGCCAGUGAUUCAGGGACUUCCCAGUCAGACUCAGAUGUUCCUCCAGAAACGGAGGAAUGUCCCUCAAUUACAGCAGAGGCAGCCCUAGACUCAGAUGAAGAUACCGAUUAUCUCCCAGUCGACAAAACUGCAGGCAGUUCCCAGCAUGGCACAAAGUCUGGCCAUGACCCCCAGCCUGCUUCUUCAGUAGACCCCCAGCCUCAGCCUCCACACCCAGAUGUCUGCAUGAUGGAUCCUGAAAUCCUGCUUAUUGAGCAGAACCUGAACAGACUUGACAAGGUGCCCAAGAAGGGCCUGAAGGAUAAAAACAAAGCAUCAAAGAAGCUUCUGGGCAAGUCCAAGUCCUCCUCCUCCUCCUCCCAGAAAGCAGAUAAGCCCUUACUUAGUCCCAUGAAACAACCAUCUUCAAAGCCAGCGAUGGCCAGGAAAGAGAAACUGCUCAAGCCACCCACGGAAGACCGAGAGGAGGGUUCUCGAAGCACCCACACCAGCCCUGGCAAGAACCUCAUCACUGGUGUCAAAACCGGCCCAGUUUCCAGCAGCCCCAAAAGCUCCUCCACCUCACCUGGAACGCCUGUCUACGUGGACUUGGCUUACGUCCCCAACCACUGCAGCGGGAAAAAUACAGACCAGGAGUUCUUCAGGAGAGUCAGAGCUUCUUACUAUGUUGUCAGUGGGAACGACCCCAGUAGUGGGGAGCCCAGCCGUGCCGUCCUGGAUGCCUUGUUGGCGGGAAAAGCCCAGUGGGGGGAGAACCUGCAGGUAACUCUAAUCCCAACACACGACACAGAGGUGAUGCGAGAAUGGUACCAGCAGACGCACGAGAAGCAGCAGGAGCUGAAGAUCAUGGUCUUGGCCAGUAGCAGCACCGUCGUGAUGCAGGAUGAGUCUUUCCCUGCCUGCAAGAUCGAGUUCUGA